AAUAAUUUAUUUACCCUUGAAGUCUAAUGAUUAAAAAUAGAACAUAAUUCAAUAUAGAUAUAUGAUUCUAUUAAUAAAUUAGCAGUUACAAAUUUGAAAUUUCUAGAAAUAUCAAAAAUUGUAUGUUAGUUAAUUAUUUUCUAAAUGAUAUUUAUUUUUAAUUCUUUUUGGAUGAGAAUAUUUUGGCUGAGGUGGAUAGUCUCAAAAGCCUUGAAUUUAGUCAUUUUUAUAUAGUAGCAUGUAACAACAUUUUUAACAGUAAAAUGGAUUUGUAGCAUGGAAAUUUAUAAUGAUGUUUUGACAUGUCAUUUACAUGUUAUUUAUGUGUAUAGCGUUGCAUUUUUUCAUGGUUAAUGUUUGGCAUAUGUAUUAAUAUUUUUAAUCACUUGGUUAUGUUUUAUGAUUUAUUUUUUCAUAGUGCUGUUUGCUGGACAAUAUCAAAUUCCAAAUCCUACACAUUUAUUUGGCUAUAAAAACUAUGUUUAUAGUGAACACUAUAACACAUAUUAGUUCAAAGAUGUUGUCAUGUGAGUUAUAUAGUUUACGUAAUUUUAAUAUAGUCUUACACGAAAGGAAAAAUAUGUGUAUCCACCUAAUAUCCACCUAGGCAAAAUAUGCCAUCUGGCCCAACUCCAAAGUGAAGGAGACAUUUGUUUUGUAAACGAAACCAUAUACCCGAUUACUUGAGAUUAAUGGUUUGGUUAGCUGGGCUGCAUUUACGAUUUUUUUAAAAAAAUCUGGCCCAACUCCAAAGUGACGGAGACAUCAAACGAAACCAUAUACCCGAUUACUUGAGAUUAAUAGUUUGGUUAGCUGGGAUGAAUUUUCGAUUUCUUGGUAUGGGUUACCAGUGACGUGGCAAAACGAUUGGUCUGGAAUAUUUUGCCUAGGUGGCAUCCUUCAGAAGCUCCAAAAUUAGUCCCUAUUAUAUAGUGGGAUUAAAUGCCAAGUUGACUGCAAAUUCAAGAUCGUCGUCUGGUCUACAUUUGUUUUUUUUCCAAAAUCGUUGUUGGUCUACCUUUUGUUUCAAGUUUGCCGUCUACUCUAUUAUAUAAGCUCUCUUAUCCAAUUGUAUUCAUCAAACCACUUUUUUAAAAAAUUAGUUCAAAUGAUGGAGGAGAAGCCAAAGUUCAAGACUGUCCAAGAGGUAGUGGCAGCCAAUGAAGGAUUGCCAGAAAGAUAUCUCCAACCACUCACCGGCAACGGCGAAGAUCAACCUCUUAACGGUCCGGUGCCUGAGAUGGAUAUUCCAUCCAUUGAUCUAAGUCUUCUACUCUCUUCUUCUGAAGACGGUCGGCAAGAGUUGAGUAAACUUCACUCGGCACUCUCUAAAUGGGGAGUUGUUCAGGUUAUGAAUCAUGGAAUUACAGAAGAUUUUCUCGACAAGAUCUACAAGCUAACGAAGCAGUUCUUUGCGCUUCCGACAGAAGAGAAGCAGAAGUACGAAAGAGAUAUUGGUAAUGUCCAAGGAUAUGGAAGCGACAUGAUUCUUUCAGACGACCAAAUUCUUGACUGGAUCGACCGUUUGUUUCUCACUACUUACCCUGAAGAUCAGCAAAACCUUAAAUUCUGGCCUGAAGUCCCAACCGGAUUCAGGGAAACAUUGCAUGAAUACACAAUGAAGCAACAUGCAGUGAUUGAACAGUUCUUUAAGGGCAUGGCUAGAUCGUUGGGCUUGGAAGAUAAUGUAUUUCUAGAGAUGCACGGAGAGGAUGCUAGGAUGGAUACAAGGUUCAACAUGUAUCCUCCAUGUCCAAGGCCGGACAUGGUUAUUGGGGCUAAACCGCAUGGUGAUGGCUCAGCUUUUACUCUUCUCUUACCGGACAAAGAUGUGGAAGGGCUUCAGUUCUUGAAAGAUGGGAAAUGGUAUAAAGCUCCAAUAGCCCCUGACACAAUUCUGAUCAAUGUAGGAGAUCUUAUGGAGAUAAUGAGCAAUGGAAUCUACAAGAGCCCGGUUCAUAGAGUGGUGACUAAUAGAGAAAAAGAAAGGAUAUCUGUGGCAACGUUUUGCGUUCCGAGUCCAGACAAAGAGAUUCAGCCUGUGGAAGGGCUUGUGUCUGAUGCAAGACCAAGAUUGUAUAAAACAGUUAAGAAGUACGUGGAGCUCUACUUCGAUUCUUAUCAACAAGGUUUAAGGCCUAUUGAAGCUGCACUAAUCUGAAAGAAAAUUCAAGUCUCUUCUGUAAUUUCUAUUACUUUAAAAUAAAAUAUAAAAUAAUACGUUGCUUUAUCUGUUGGCAUGUGAUGCUGCUAGUGCAUUGUAUUAGAUUGCAUUUCUGCGAGACAAUAAAGAUGUUGUUGCACUAUUUUAUUAUAAUUUUUUUUCCCUUCAAAAACUACAAGAAUAAAAUAUAUUUUGAA
Brassica rapa (field mustard) is the source of this 2361-nucleotide messenger RNA. Its product is annotated as flavonol synthase/flavanone 3-hydroxylase. The record is from RefSeq and is a predicted model, not a curated record. Lineage: Eukaryota; Viridiplantae; Streptophyta; Magnoliopsida; Brassicales; Brassicaceae.